Messenger RNA from Penicillium roqueforti, 315 nucleotides. RefSeq names its product transcriptional regulator family: Helix-turn-helix and Homeodomain-like HTH. Bases 1 to 315 code for a protein of 104 amino acids. Lineage: Eukaryota; Fungi; Ascomycota; Eurotiomycetes; Eurotiales; Aspergillaceae. The record is from RefSeq and is a predicted model, not a curated record. The transcript has 2 exons.
AUGGCAUUAACCAAGGAUAUCCUUGGUUUAGGUCGUACAAAAUCAGGUGAGCUAUCUGUUGCUCAGCGCUCAGCUAUUAUUUAUGCCCACCAGGCCGGUGCCACCCAGUCAAAGCUAGUACUCGAUUUUAGGUGCUCCCGCCGAACGAUUUACAAUACUUUGAAACGGUUCAAAGAACACAAUACUGUUAAAUCUCUCCCUCGAACCGGUCGCCCAAGGAUCUUUAGUGAUCGAACUCGCCAUUUACUUUUUAUACUCGCCCGCCGGCACCCCUUUUGGUCCUAUAAAACGCUGAGUUGUGCUAUACCUGGAUAA